This is a messenger RNA of Drosophila busckii, 399 nucleotides long. RefSeq names its product cx9C motif-containing protein 4. Lineage: Eukaryota; Metazoa; Arthropoda; Insecta; Diptera; Drosophilidae. The record is from RefSeq and is a predicted model, not a curated record. Gene Ontology annotation, cellular component: mitochondrial intermembrane space. The coding region runs from base 102 to 335 and encodes 77 amino acids. The transcript is spliced from 3 exons.
AGUGUUGUUAAAUGUGUCAGAUGUUAUGUCAACUAAGCCGCAUUUCGCUUAGAAUUUCUUUAACUAAAUGUUGCAAUAACUGAUAGUAAUUGUUUAAGUACAUGUCUAAAAACAAAAAGGAUCCGUGCAAACCAUACGCGUGCCGAAUACAAGCUUGUCUAUCAGCAAACGAUUUUCAGGAGCGUCGUUGUGCUGAGGAGCUGGAGCAGAUGCGUCAGUGUUGCUUAAAGUGGCAUAAGGAAUCGCUUUGUUGCAGCGGCAUUGAUUUAAAUAAAACAUACAUUACUAAGAAAGACGACAAGGACAAGGGACGAGAGCCCAAAGAGUGCAACUAAAUAAUGUCCACACCAGCCUCUGUGCCGCCUUAUAAGCCGCCGAAGGAACUAGAAAACUUGAUUA